AUGGGGAGAGGCAAGAUUGAGAUCAAGAGGAUUGAGAACUCAAGCAGCAGGCAGGUUACUUAUUCAAAGAGAAGGAAUGGGAUCAUGAAUAAAGCUAAGGAGAUUAGUGUGAUGUGUGAUGCCCGUGUUGCUCUAAUUGUCUUUGCUAGUUCCGGGAAGAUGCAUCACUAUUGCAGCCCUUCUACUCAGUGGAUGUCUGAAAAGAUGGUUGAAACUGAGGUGGAUAAGCUGGUUGUUAUAGAGGUCGAUAUGGCUGAUAAGGCUGAAUGA
This is a messenger RNA of Durio zibethinus, 270 nucleotides long. NCBI's taxonomy places the organism in Eukaryota, Viridiplantae, Streptophyta, Magnoliopsida, Malvales, Malvaceae. The record is from RefSeq and is a predicted model, not a curated record.